AAUGCCACAAAACUGGUAGGUGCUCUGUGAUGCCACGUUAUAUUCUACUUCAAUGCUAGUUCUGUGGUAGUGGUGGUAGAGUGGAUACCGAAGGUGUUCUCUGGCCGAGGUCUGCUACUGAGUCUGCCUCGAACUGAGCUUGAAGUUUGCAAAGAAACAUGACACUCUUACAUUUUGCAAGGCUGCAGGGAAACUUUGGGAAUAACUUCAGAAGUCUGCGAAAAUUGAAACUUGGACUUCUUUCCUCCAUAAGAUGUUCAUCAACCACUUUCCCUCAUGCAUUCUCCCCAGUGUUUGGAGGCAUUGAAGAGCAUUUAAACAAGCUUGCUGUGGUUGAUGGACUUGGUUCGCACACGUAUGGUGAUCUACUUAGCUUUAGCCAGCAAAUCCAAAAAGAUAUAUCCAAACUUGCAAGCUCAUGCGAUCAAAUGCGAAUUUCAUAUUUGUGCCCUAGUGAUGUUCGAUAUGUUGCCACACAGUGGGCUUGCUGGCUUGGUGGUAAUGUAGCUGUGCCUCUAUACCAUCAACAUCCAGAUGCCAUGCUGGAAUACUACAUUAAAGAUUCACAGACAUCAAUUUUGCUCACAACCAAAGAAUAUAAGGAACGCAUCGUGAAGCUUUCUGACAAACUUUCUCUCCCUUAUGUUGUAAUUGAUGGACCAAGCAAAGAAAAGGCUGAAGGUAUUGAAAGCAAAGAUUGGGAAAAUUUGAAAGAACAAGAUGCUCUGAUGAUGUAUACCAGUGGGACAACAGGGCCUCCAAAAGGAGUUGUUCUUUCAUUUAGAAAUGUACACUUUCAAGUGGCACAGAUCAGGAAGGCCUGGGAAUGGACCCCUGAAGAUGUGAUGCUACAUGCCCUGCCACUUCAUCAUACGCAUGGAAUUAUAAGUGGAUUGCUCACCCCAUUGUACUCUCGUGCUGCUUGUAUGAUGCUGCCCAAGUUUAACCCUGCAGAGGUGUGGAAACAUCUUCUUCAUCUGGAUAAGAGCAAGCCGGCAGUUACGGUCUUCAUGGCUGUACCCACUAUGUACGUCAAGCUGAUUGAGCAUUACGAGCAGCACUUGAGACACCACAAAGAGACAGCGCCAAAUGUGGUCCGGGACACAUUCGCAAAAAAUAUUAGGUUCGUCAUUAGCGGUUCAGCUUCUCUCCCACAGCCCAUAUUUGAAAAAUUUCAUGACAUUACCGGCAUGACUAUAUUGGAAAGAUAUGGAAUGACUGAAGUUGGUGUACCAUUAUCCAAUCUCCUGCAUGGCAAAAGACAUCCCGGAUGUGUGGGAUACCCUACAGCAGGUGUUGAAGUGUGCAUUGCUGAAGCGGAUGACUCUAAGAUGGGAUACAAGCCUGUGGUCUUGAGUGCAAAUGCAGAGACAAAGUACCUCGAAGGGUCGGAAAACAACAGCGGCGAACUGCUUAUUAGGGGCCCUAAUGUGUUCAAAUACUACUGGAACAGGCCAGAAGUAACCAAAGACUCAUUUACCCAGGAUGGCUGGUUUAAAACAGGUGACAGUGCUGCAUGCAUUGAUGGUGUCUACAAAAUCCUGGGACGAACAUCAGCUGAUAUCAUCAAGUCUGGUGGUUACAAGGUCAGCGCACUAGACGUAGAGCGCCAUUUGCUGGCGCAUCCAUCUAUUAAAGAAUGCACAGUAGUGGGAGCCCCUGAUGCCACGUGGGGUGAGCGUGUUGCUGCAAUAGUUGUCUUGCAUGAGCCGUCAGCUGCACUAGAGCUUGAAGACCUCCGAAACUGGUGUAAAGAGCGCAUGCCCACAUACAACGUACCCAGUAUUCUGCUGUGUCUGCCUGCUCUAGAACGUAAUUUUCUAGGCAAAGUCAAUAAGAAGGAACUGGUAAAAAAGUUGUGGCCUGCUCCACAGCAAUAGCGUGCACGCUCAUUAAAUUGUUUUAGAAAUUGAAAAAUAAAGAAUUGGAAUAUCUGAAA
Messenger RNA from Rhipicephalus microplus (southern cattle tick), 1939 nucleotides. Its product is annotated as malonate--CoA ligase ACSF3, mitochondrial. The record is from RefSeq and is a predicted model, not a curated record. Gene Ontology annotation, biological process: fatty acid metabolic process. Lineage: Eukaryota; Metazoa; Arthropoda; Arachnida; Ixodida; Ixodidae. Gene Ontology annotation, molecular function: medium-chain fatty acid-CoA ligase activity.